Messenger RNA from Cygnus olor (mute swan), 1919 nucleotides. RefSeq names its product tRNA-yW synthesizing protein 3 homolog (gene TYW3). The coding region runs from base 72 to 734 and encodes 220 amino acids. Gene Ontology annotation, molecular function: tRNA methyltransferase activity. The transcript is spliced from 7 exons. The record is from RefSeq and is a predicted model, not a curated record. Gene Ontology annotation, cellular component: cytoplasm. Lineage: Eukaryota; Metazoa; Chordata; Aves; Anseriformes; Anatidae. Gene Ontology annotation, biological process: tRNA methylation.
CCGCCCUCGCGCGAGGGAGGGAGGCUUGGCCCUUGCGGGCGCCCGUCGGCCGCCGCCCCCCGCCCCGCGCCAUGGCGGCCUUCGGGCGGUGGAAGGCGCAGCGCUUGGCGCGCGCGGACGCCAGCCGUAAGGGCGCUCUGGACGAGCGCGCGGCGCCCGUGGUGCGGCUGCUGAACGGCCGGGCGCGGUUCUGCACCACCAGCUCCUGCGCGGGCCGCCUGGUGCUGGCGCAGGGCGGCGCCGCGGAGGACGCCGAGCGCCGCGGGGCGCCGAAGAAGGGCUGCGCGUGGCUGCUGGUGACGCACGAGCCGUGCCGCCGCGACGAGCUGAUGACAGCACUAGAAAAAGCCACUGGUGAUGUUGUGUUCAAGUUUGAACCAUUUGUUCUUCACGUGCUUUGUCGAGAGCUGCAAGAUGCACAGCUUCUGCAUUCAGUGGCUAUUGAUUCUGGGUUUAAGAACUCUGGUAUUACCGUUGGCAGAGGAGGAAAAAUUAUGAUGGCUGUCCGGAGUACUCACUGCUUAGAAGUUCCAUUGAGCCACAUGGGGAAGUUGAUGGUCUCUGAAGAAUAUAUCGAAUUUCUGAUACACGUGGCUAAUCGGAAAAUGGAAGAAAACACAAGGAGGAUUGACAGCAUUGUGGCAUCACAGAGAAAAGUGGAACGACAUACCCAAGGACACAUGCUUGUAUUUCUCAUUUUUCUUCCAGAAUUGGCUAGACCGUUUCAACAUUAAUUCUACAAAUGCUUACGGUUAGCUUUGGAGGCAGACAGUGCAAACAACUUGCCUUCUGAGGAGACGGAGAAGUAUCACUCGGUGUACGUUCACAGAAGAAAGAGAAAGACCAUUCAAGAACAAGAUGUACACACCUCUCCAAAGGAUCAUAGUGAAGAAUUAGAGCCUGAGGAUGAUCCAGAUAGUAACCUUGGUAUUUUUGCUGAAACCAUGAUGUAGACUAAGGCAUUUGAAAGCAAAUGGCAAACUGGAUGAUAAUUACAAUGUUCUUUAUAAGAGACAGAAAUUGCUCUAAGUAGUAACACUCCCAUGGACAUUACCAGAAAGAAAAUUAAUUAAACAGAAUUGUGGACAGAUGUAAUGCCAUAGAAGCACAGGAAACAAAACCUCAAUGUUGUUUUUUUGGUUUUUUGUUGUUGUUGUUAAUAGCAUUGUUGAAUUAACAUUCUCUUACUGUGUUUGUCAGUUAUCACAGAAGUAACUGGUUUGCUAUAGCCUUUGGCCCUGUUCUUUAUAGAAGCAUUUCCCUUUCAAUUGCUGGGUUUAGGCCUGCUGAUUUUUUUUCAUAGGAGAGACUCUAAAAACUUUGUUAUCCUUGAAACUUUUUAGACGCUGUUGGAACUCAGAAAAGUGUGCAGCAAUGUAGAUGGCCCUUUCAGAAAACACAGCCACUCAUUAGUCAGCUGAAGUACAGUACCCAGUCUGGAGGUUAGUACAGAAAAGAAAAACUUAAGUAUGGCUGCAUGCAGACUUCAGCCUUGUGCCUCCAGCAUCCCGUCCUAACUAUUGCACUGAGCAGCAAGGUUGGCAUUGUUUUCCUGCACUUGCUCUUUCAGGCUCCAGCCCCACUGUGUUCACCUGUUCUGCUUCCCUUGGCCAGCAGCUAUUGAGUGUUACUUUUCUUUGCAUCUUUUAGCCAACUCUUUAAACUGUUAUUUCAUUAACUCACUUAGAAACAUUUCUAUCUGGUCAGCACCCAGCAUCAGUCCAAACUGUUGGGCAAAAAGUCAACCAAGUAUAUGCGAACAGGCUUUCUUACCAGGGUAUAAAAUACUGGCAUGCCUUAAAUGUUACAGAUGUUUGCACUGUUUAAUCUGUAUAUAUUCCUGUAUUGUAGCUCUGAAAAAGUCAGUGCAUACUGGAGUUUAUUUUACAGAAAAAUGAUGAAUUUGUAAAUUUUAGCAA